UGCCUUUACUAAUCUGUCAAAAUAUAUACUUAUUCGAUGCUCACAUACGUUCAUUAUAAUGUGCAAGAAGUCAAGCUGCUGGAAACGUCUGAAUAUAUGCUCCAAAUACAGGGCCUGCAUUUUCUGGGCGGUUCUUAAUAUAGUUUUUGGCAUUGGUUUCAUACCCUGUGUCAUUAGUUUUGUGAAAGAGCAGGAUUUUCCAAUGGUAAUUGCCAUUUUGGGCUGCCUAUGUGGAAUUGAGUUGGCAUUAUCUGGUCUGUUGCUACUAAUUGGCGUCCUUAAGGGCGUACGAAGUCUGGUAUGUACCUCUAUAAUAAUAUGUGGCAUGGGCAUUUUCUUCAUCCACUGGACAAUUCUUCCCCUAGUGCUAUAUUUUAUUUUUUCCAUUGUGGCGUUUACCUACUAUCAAGUGGAUAUGGCUCCUGAUGAUCGUUAUCGAACACCUAGGCGAUGGCUUUAAAUAUAUUCAUAUAA
This is a messenger RNA of Drosophila kikkawai, 474 nucleotides long. RefSeq lists its product as uncharacterized. The record is from RefSeq and is a predicted model, not a curated record. NCBI's taxonomy places the organism in Eukaryota, Metazoa, Arthropoda, Insecta, Diptera, Drosophilidae.